Messenger RNA from Eucalyptus grandis, 860 nucleotides. RefSeq names its product dirigent protein 19. The coding region runs from base 89 to 676 and encodes 195 amino acids. The record is from RefSeq and is a predicted model, not a curated record. Lineage: Eukaryota; Viridiplantae; Streptophyta; Magnoliopsida; Myrtales; Myrtaceae. The transcript has a single exon.
GGCCAGUCAACUUUCCGCUCCCUCCUUGACCCGACAGACUUUAUAUGUAUCUCCCAUCUUCGCCUGCCCCCCUCCACCGUCCCCUUCAAUGACUAGCACCUCCAUGGCAACUCUCAUCCCCAUCUCCUCGCUCCUCCUCCUCGUCCUCCUCUCCUCCGCCGCGCCGGCGCCGGCCUCCGCCUUCGCCACCGCCCUCGACCCCAGCCUCAUGGGCGUCCACCUCGGGAAGGAGAAGCUCAGCCACUUCCGCUUCUACUGGCACGACGUCCUGAGCGGCCCCAACCCCAGCUCCGUCCGCGUCACGACCCCGCCCUCCAACGCCUCCGCCACCGGCUUCGGCCUCGUCAACGUGAUCGACAACCCGCUGACCCUCCUCCCCGACCCGGCGUCCGAGCUCGUCGGCCGCGCCCAGGGCCUCUACUCGUCGGCCUCGCAGGAGGAGGUGGCGCUGCUGAUGAUCAUGAACUUCGCCUUCGUGUCCGGGAAGUACAACGGCAGCGGCAUCACCGUGAUGGGGCGGAACCCGGUGUUCCACAAGGUGCGGGAGAUGCCCGUGAUCUCGGGGUGCGGGGUGCUCCGGUUCGCCCGCGGGUACGCCCAGGCGAGCACCCACACGUUCGACCUCAAGACCGGCAACGCCGUCGUGGAGUACAACGUCUACGUGCUGCACUAUUGAUCAUGAUUGAUUGGUUUACUUUUGUUGCCUUUUGUAGACCUUUUUUGCUUUAUCUUUAGUGGAUGGUCCCCAGCUUUUCUCCAGUUCCAUCUUUUUUGUGGUCGAUAAUAAUGCAGGUAUAUCAUUACAUCCAGCUACGAGUGAUCUCGAGAUUAAUUUAUGCAGAAAGGCGGAAAAUUUAACA